CCCCGCGCGUCGCCGGAGCAGCCCGCCGGCUCGCUCCCCGCCUCGAUCUCCUCCUUCCCCUCCUCCGCCAGAGACGGCCGCGCUAGCUGGUGGCGCCCAGGGUUCAUCCUCCCCUCGGAGAUCCGUCCGGGAUUUGAUCAUAAUGGGAGAGAACAAAUCGAUGGGAAAAAUAUGGGAGGACAUGGAAACUGAUGUCCUCGUGAAGAUAUUUAAGGAGUUAAACUUGGUUGAGCUGUCACCAGUGUCUCAAGUUUGUCGCUCAUGGCGUUUAGCCUGUUCAGAUCCGCUUAUAUGGGGCACCCUUGACUUUGGGCUGCUAAUAUCCAACUUCAUUCAAACAAGAGCAUCUCCAUAUAUUUGGGUUGAUGAUAGAUCUGACAAGAGACUUUCAAAAAUACUACGGUUGGCAAUGGCAAUUAGCCGUGGAAAUGUUAAUUGUAUGAUAUUCCAUUACAAUCUGUACAUGAAAGAUGAACACCUGAAUUAUAUCUCACAAAGGUCUCCUCACCUAAAACGACUGGUUAUGCCAGCAUGGAACCGCAUUUCAAAAGAUGGAAUAUGCAUGGCUAUUCAAAGAUGGGAGGAACUAGAGUCCUUAACUAUGCCUUCCAUUGGUUAUCCUCCAUAUAUCAUGGAGGAGUUAGCCAAGAAAUGCAAGAACUUUAAAGAACUCAAGGUCAUGGGUUCAUUUGAUCUCCUAUUUGCUUCAGCAGUUACCACCUACCUUCCAAAGCUGAAAGUCUUGAGCCUCCGUUGCUCAAAAGUGACAAUGGGUGCCCUGCUAUGUGUUCUUAACUCGAUGGAACAUCUUGAGGUUCUCAAUAUUUCCCACUGCUUGCUGUUUGAGAUCGCGACGAAUGGGCGGAGGCAAGUGAUUCAUGAGCUAGAUAACAACACUCUUGAGAGAGCUUCCCAGUUGCGGGAGUUCCACCACUGCCAGAGCAGACAAUGCGUCGCAUGUCAGCGGAUGAUGCUGGAUGAUGGUAUCUUGCGGUGGUACAGAUAUGAGGAUUGGUUUUGGCGGCGGGAUGAGGUGAGCUCGCUUGAUCUGAAGGACUAUGGGAGGCUGUUUGGUGCACAGUGUGAGAUGUUGACAUCGGUUGAUUAGAUGCUAAUUGAGAAAUAAAACCUACCUCCUCGUUUUAGACGCUUGUGAUGACGAGCCAGUCAUUCAUAUAGCCAAGAAUCGUUAAGCUGUAACCGUAGAGAAAUAAUGGUACUCCAUAAUAAUAAUGUGCAUGCAUGGUGGUGUGGGUAGCUUAUCUUGUAAAUUGAUGGAUAUUCUGUCUUUGUUUGAAGGUGUUGUGCAUCUCUAUGGGGCCCAGAAUGUAAAACUCAGAACCAUAUGCUUUCAAUUGAUGUUUGUGUUGGACUUGGAUUUA
Molecule: messenger RNA, 1382 nt
Organism: Lolium rigidum
Lineage: Eukaryota; Viridiplantae; Streptophyta; Magnoliopsida; Poales; Poaceae
Product: F-box/LRR-repeat protein At3g48880-like
Exons: 3
Coding region: 143-1108 (321 amino acids)
Molecular function (GO): protein binding
Source: RefSeq, a predicted model, not a curated record